AACAAUGGUAUUUUUUCAGGCAUGAAGCUGAAUUUUUUAGGGUACUUGCUGAUUUCCAACCAUCUCAAAGGAAAUGCAAUGGUAAAUUUAUUUAAAUAGCUCAACCCUCUUCCUGUCUUUCUUUUUUCUCUAAAGCCACAUUAUUGUAAAAAAAAAAAAAAAAAAAAAAAAGCAUGGCAUCCAUAAGGACCAUGAGCCAGGAAGAACAAAACCAUCUGAGUUUCCUCUUUCACGCCUAUGAUGUGGAUAAUUCAGGGCGCAUUGAAAAAAAUGAAUUUUCUACUAUUUGCAAAGAACUCAAUGUGUCCUCCCAAGAAGCAGAGCGCAUAUUCAACCGCCUGGACGUCGACAAAGACGGCACAGUGACCUUAGAGGAGUUCAUCAGCGGCUUUCAAGAACAACACCAGGAAGAACACGAUGAUGCUUCAGAAAACAAGAACUCCUCAACUGUGGAAGGAUUUUCAAUCAGCAAAGGACAUGUCACAUCCAGCAGGCAGCCACAUCCCCACAUCCAGGGAAUGAGCGCAGAGGAGCAGGAGCGGCUGCGCGCCCUCUUUCACACCUACGACGUGGACAACUCCGGGCGGAUCGAGAAGAACGAGUUUCUCACCAUCUGUACGGAGCUGCAGGUGUCAGCGGCCGAGGCGGACCGGAUUUUCAGCCGGCUGGACAUCGACGACGACGGAACCGUCACCUUCCAGGAGUUCAUCACCGGGUUUCACGACCGCCACGGAGAGUUCAUGGAGUCAGACGGAGGAGACGUGUCCGCCGCCUGGGAGAACUUCGAGAGGAGGCUGGGAGAGCAGGCAAAGUUCAUCCCCAGGCAUGAACAGGCAGCAACACUGUACCAGAACAUCAGUCUGACUGAGCCCAGACUGAUUCCUUAUUUUGAGAAAGUCGUCAUUAACUUCACCAAAGAGAUCAAACAGCAGAACUCGGAGAUGGAGAACCUGGCGCUCGCAAUUAAACGAUCUCAGGACCAAGCAACAAUGCAGCUCAGCGAGAUGGAGGAGGAGAUGGACCAACGUAUUCAUGCUGCGGAAAGAAAAACACGAGAGCAGGAGAAAAAGCGAACAGAGGCUGCGCUAAAUGAAUUAAGGAGAGGUUAUGAAACUGAAGUGUGUGAGCUGCAAUGUAAGAUCCAGAGGAUGCAGAUGAUUGAAGAGAAAUACAAGAACAUCGCUGUGAAAGAUGAGAGUUCAGCUCUGAAGAAGAGGAUCAAUGAGCUAACACUGGAAAACCAGAAGAUAAAACAGGAGCUGCUGAAGUCUCAGACCAAAGUUGCCUGUUUGCAGAGUGAGAUGGACUCGUUGAAGACAGAGUUAACAGACCAAAGCAUCAACUCUGAACGAGACGAGGAGCUCAUGCAACACUUUUCUGAUGAGCGAGACAUCCUGGAGAGUCAGAUCGAGAUUCUGCAGACAGCUAACAGGAAGCUCCAUGACAGUAACGAUGGCCUGAGAGCUGCUCUGGAGAGGAUCACAAAGUCUGGUGGGUCACCAGAUGUUAAGAACAGAAACAGAAGUAAAAGCAUCUGCUACACAUCACCAUACGUCCUAAUGGACAGGGUCUGCCAGCGUACAGAUGAGUUUCCUCUGUACACCCGCCGGCCCAGCUGCGACACUCUGGCCUUGGCCAUGUGUGAUCCCGGCCUGAGGCGCCGACACAGCAGCGAGUGCGAGCAGGACAGUCUGCCGGAGAUCUACGUGGACAGCGGCAUGUCGACGCUCAGAGGCUCGCACGGAGGCUACGACUCAGAGCACGACGUCAAAGGUCAAGAAGAAGAGGAAGAAGAAGAAGAAGAGAGGCAGGAGAAGAAGAAGAAAAGGGAGGAUUACAACAAUGACAGCAUGAUGGGAGAAAACUCUGACACUGAUCCAGCAGAGACUCAGGACGGUGAAUCAGCAUUCGGGUCGGACAGCAGCUCAGUUCUGGACUGGAAGCCGUUAGAAUCGAUCAGCAUCCCAACGCCCGCUGCGCCAACAAUGAGGAAAGCCCUCAGUGCCAUCAGUGUUCAGAAGGAGGAGAAGGAGAGUGUUGAUCUGGGUUACAUGACAUCAGAGAAGGCCUACAGGAUUGUGUUAGCUGGAGAUGCUGCUGUGGGAAAAUCCAGCUUCCUGCUCCGCCUCUGCAAGAAUGAAUUCAAACUGAACUCCAGCGCCACUCUGGGAGUUGAUUUCCAGAUGAAGACACUGAUUGUGGAUGGAGAGCCUGUUUUACUACAACUGUGGGACACUGCAGGACAGGAGAGGUUUCGGAGUAUUGCAAAGUCUUAUUUCCGCCGGGCAGACGGCGUGUUGCUGCUGUACGACGUCACCUGUGAGAAGAGCUUCCUGAAUGUCAGAGACUGGGUGGACAUGAUUGAGGAUGUGUCCCGUGAAGAUAUUCCCAUCAUGCUUGUGGGUAAUAAGUGUGAUCUCAGACAGGAUGCAGUGAACUGUGUUCCUUUCAGCUAUGGGGAAAAGCUGGCCAUGACAUACAACACUCUGUUCUGUGAAACUAGUGCUAAAGAUGGCUCCAACAUCCUGGAGGCUGUGUUGCACCUGGCCAGGCAGGUAACAAAGUAUGCCACCUUUGAGGAAAAAAGUCACUAUCGGUCGAUGCCCAAAUUAGACGCUCCAAGGAAAAAACCAAACUUCUCUUGCUGCACCUGAUGGAGCUCAUCAGCGCUGGAACAAGGAAAUGAAAAAAAUGCAUAAACCUAACAAAACAGCAACAGGAACAAAUCAUCAUUGUGAAUAACCAAAAUAAUUUUACAUGUGGAUUAAGUCCAUAUAAACCUAUUGCUUUGUGAAAGUUAAGUUCACUUUCUAUUAUGCUAUUACACAUAUUUCACAGAUGUUUCCCAGAACACACAGUUUCCUACACUGGCGCUGCCGUGGUGUGAAGAUGCAAGAAAAGUAUGAAAAGAGAACACCUGGGAAAGUGUAAAAUACGUGAGAAAAAAGUGAAACAAAGUAUAUGAAUGUGGUUUAAAAGUGAUAUUUUCAUGUGAUGAGAGAAGUAAUUGCAGAUGACUGAGGACAGAAAGUUAGUUUAGUAGAUGGUUCAUAUGAGAAAAUAAGACAAAUAACAAUAGAUUCAUACUUGGUCGUAUUAUUAUAAAAUUAUCUCAUGACUUUAGUUAUCUUUAGUUUAUGUUCUGGACUAAAAAGUUUAUGCAGCAUGUUAGAAGUUUGUUGUUUGCACCAACCAUAAUGUCAGACUUUAUUGAAAAUGAAUGUCAUCGAUUAUCAACAUGGUGACACAGAGACUUUUGUGAGAAGUUUAAGCUCACAAUAUAUGUACAUAUACUGUCUUUAACCUACUGUCUUUAUACCACAGCAGUGUUACUUUUUUCCCACUCAGGGUGACUUUGUGUUAUUUGGAACUGAAUAUGUGGCAGAUAAUUUUCAGUUUCCACAAAUGCUUUAAAAAUUAGUUUCAUUAUCUGGUAUAAGUAAUGAAAAGUUAGGUAAAUAUGAAGGAGAGGUGGCAGGAAGCAGAGCUCUUAUUUUCAUUCCUCAGAUACAGUGAACGUAUAUUGUUCUGUUUUACUUAAAUGUGAUCUAAGCAAACUGCCAACAAUACAUACUAAAAAGUUGUCCUCUCAGAUGAUAAACAGACAACAUCCAACUGCUCAAAACAACUGGAUUUUUAAAAAAAUCUUCCUAAAAAUGCAAAUGCAAGUAUGUACGUAUUUACGUGUUGCACAAAUACAUGUUGAUAGAAGAAUAAAAAAAUGUUCAAAUUGA
Messenger RNA from Amphiprion ocellaris (clown anemonefish), 3734 nucleotides. RefSeq names its product RAS and EF-hand domain containing (gene rasef). NCBI's taxonomy places the organism in Eukaryota, Metazoa, Chordata, Actinopteri, Pomacentridae. The transcript has 18 exons. The record is from RefSeq and is a predicted model, not a curated record. Gene Ontology annotation, molecular function: GTP binding; calcium ion binding; GTPase activity. The coding region runs from base 174 to 2654 and encodes 826 amino acids.